Messenger RNA from Cyclocybe aegerita, 2052 nucleotides. The record is from the annotation of a GenBank genome assembly. NCBI's taxonomy places the organism in Eukaryota, Fungi, Basidiomycota, Agaricomycetes, Agaricales, Hemipholiotaceae.
AUGGCCCCGGAAAAGAUGGCAAGAAAACCAUCAGCGAGCGAGGUUCAGCCCAAACACGGCAUCCGGGAGACGCGCCUCGGUGUCUGGAUUCUCAAAGUCGCCCACGAUCCAAGGCUCGUCGGCGCUACUGGGAGAAAACACUAUGAAGAUUUGAAAUCUACUUUGCCUCUUCUUCGACUACUCGCCAGCGAUAUUUAUGGGGUCGCUCCGAGGUACUUCGUACUCUUCCUUCUGUGUCAAGUUUGGCAAGGGAUAGAGGACGCCGUCUUGAUGUUCUUUUCCAAUUUAUUGCUGACCACGGUUGAAGCAGGUAUCAAGAGUGGCAAACCUGACCGUACAGCAAUCUUGACAGCCGUCUUUGCGCGUUUGUUUUGUUCGCUGACUGUCGCAUUCUUCAAGUGGCACGGACAUCAAAUCUAUAAGAUACUCCAAGCGAAAGUCACUAGACACUAUGAGCUCUUUCUGAUGACAGCCGAUCUUCGACAAGACUUACCUACAUCUCAGAAGAUAAGCAGCAAGCAGCCAGUAACCGCCGCUCAAGUCUGGGAAGCCCUCGACAGCAUCAUCAGGUUCCUCAUGCAAGUCCUUCGUGUUGGGACUCAGCUCGCUCUCAUUGCGCGGCUCUUCAACUCGUCCGCAGGACCGUUGUUCAGCCUGUUGUCCAUUGCCGAACCACUCUUCAUGACCUUUUAUUCUGAGGAGAUAUGGACCAAAAUAUUCUUUGCCUACGUGGAUAACAAACAUUAUGAGCGAAUGCAAACGCUCCACAAGUUUACCUCCUCAGAAUUCCGACAGGACAUCGUCAGUGGAAGUCUUGCCCCAUGGAUUCUUAAUGAAUUCCGGAAGGCCCAUGAAAAGCUUGGAGAGACUCCCGCUAAUCAUCCGAUGCUUGAGUAUGGCGAACACCGAAGUCCUCUAUUCGAUAUGAUAGCGAGAGUGCUCGGAGACUUGCCAAUCGCGUAUUGUGCUCUCUCUGUCCUGCUCGACAAUAAGGGCAUUUCGCUUGUGACAUUCGCCGUUGUUCAGCAGUCGUCGAUAACGCUACGGAUGUCGGUUCAGAUGGUCUUUCUCCAGCUCACUGAGUUUAGGAAGAGCCUGACGACAAUGCGAAUGCUGUAUACAGCACCAACGGUCGUCAACACGCUCGCGGACGGCGAUGUUGCGUACCCUCGAGUCGACAGGCCGAUGUCCGAGAAGGCAACAAAUGGAAUGUCUUUCUCUCUGCGCGACAUCUCUUUUUUAUACCCUGAUAGCCAAAGCACUGAGCCUGCCCUAAGGAACGUCUCUCUAACUAUCAAUUCCGGCGAGCUCGUCGUCAUAGUCGGGGCCAACGGAAGCGGCAAGUCAACCCUCAUCCGCAUCCUUUCCCGGCUCUACGAUCCCGAUUCCGGCGAGAUCUACAUCGACGACCUUCCUUCGAAAAGCUACCGCAUCGAAGACCUCCACCAAGCCACGGCUUUGCUCAGUCAAGACACGGUUAUCUAUCCUCUGUCUCUGGCCGAGAACAUCGGUCUGGGCUUCCCUGACCGUGUUUUCGAUCGAGAGAUGAUCGAGGACGCUGCGAGGGAUGGCGGAGCAUUUGGCUUCAUCAAGAAGUUGAAGGAAGGGAUGGACACGACGCUCGACCCGUACGUCCAAACUUUUGGACAUAAUUUGGAUGUGGAUCCAUCACACCCGCUGUUCGAGGAGAUGGAGAGGAUCCAGAAGCAGACCGAUAUUUCGGGUGGUGAGAGACAGAAGGUCGUCGCAUCUCGGUCGUUCAUGCGCUUCAAGUCAGGCAAGGUCAAGUUCGUCGCCGUAGACGAACCCAGUUCAGCGCUCGACGCCAAUGCCGAGCUGAAGCUCUUCGAGAAGCUCAUCGCCGCUCGGGCAGGAAAGACCGUCAUCUUCGUCACCCAUCGGUUCGGACAUCUGACGAAGUAUGCUGACCGAAUAAUAUGUAUGAAGGAAGGCUCGAUCGUCGAAAUGGGCACGCACGAGGAGCUAAUACAGAAGAAGGGAGAGUACGCGAAUUUGUACGAUAUUCAGGCGAGCGCGUUCUCGGAUGAAUGA